Histoplasma capsulatum G186AR is the source of this 621-nucleotide messenger RNA. RefSeq lists its product as uncharacterized. The transcript has 2 exons. NCBI's taxonomy places the organism in Eukaryota, Fungi, Ascomycota, Eurotiomycetes, Onygenales, Ajellomycetaceae. The record is from RefSeq and is a predicted model, not a curated record. Bases 1 to 621 code for a protein of 206 amino acids. Gene Ontology annotation, cellular component: endoplasmic reticulum membrane. Gene Ontology annotation, biological process: endoplasmic reticulum to Golgi vesicle-mediated transport.
AUGACUUCGAAUGCUGGGUCCUUCGUGACCUUCCUUAUUGUUUGCCCCACCUCCUUCUUCCUCGGGAUAAUAUUCUCCAUGUUUCCCUAUGACUACCCGAUCUUAUGGUCGACCAAACCCACGCCCAGCGAUUACUACGCAUUCCUAGAAAGCCACCUGAAAUUCAUGCACGCCUCCCCGCCUCUCAUCCCGCGCAUCCUGCACAUCGUCAUGUUCCUCGGCCUAGCCGCUCUCAUCAGGAAACUCUACAAACCCUCUGAAUCCAACAUGCUCUUCGACGGCGCGAGCCUCGUCCUCUACAUGUGCGGCGUCAUCGUUUAUAUCGCCAAUGUCGUCAAGGGCCUGCGUAUUGUCUCGUCGGGUAACUAUGGUGUCCCGGACCCGGAGGAUGAGUCGGAUCAGGUACUCGGUCGUGAAGAUAGCUUGAAGGUCAUGGCGGCGAGUAACACCAUUCUGGCGCUGGUUUUGAUAGGUGUUUUGGUCUUACAAGCUGGGCAAUGGUAUGCGGAGCGCAAGGAGCAGCAGGAAGCGGACGCCCUGAGCAAGGAGAACGAGGCGAAGAAGGACGCUCCCAAGGUCGCGAGGCAAAAUAGCAGUGCGUCGUCAAAGAAGAAGCAGUGA